AUGGCUACAAUUGAUCAGGACUAUGUGGUUGCCAGGCCACUCUACUCUGAGGAUUCCUUCAAGGAAGCACACGAGAAGAUCUGCAGAAGACGCAAAACCCUCCUGGACCAUGUGAAGGACUAUCUCACCUGUGACUCUAAGCGAGCUAAGAAUGCCGUGCUGUCUCUGCUGCCCAUCAUUGGCUGGAUGAGGAUCUACAGGGUGAAGGAGUGGCUACUGAACGACAUCGUCUCUGGAGUCAGCACUGGCCUGGUCGCCGUGUUACAGGGCUUGGCGUUUUCCCUGCUGGCCUCUCUGCCUGCCAGCUAUGGCCUCUACACAGCCUUCUUCCCCGUCAUCAUCUACUUCUUCCUGGGCACUUCCAGACACAUCUCCGUGGGCUCCUUUCCUGUGUUGAGUCUCAUGGUGGGUCAGGUGGUGACGCGGCUGGUGCCUGAUGAGGGGCCUCCCGUUAACAUCACGGGGUUCGAGGGCCUCAGUAGUGACGAGCAGAGGGUGAUCGUAGCCUCCUCCGUCACCUUCCUCACUGGCCUCUUCCAGUUAGGUAUGGGUGUGCUGCAAGCGGGUUUCAUUGUGACCUACAUGUCUGAUACCAUGGUGUCUGGCUUCACCACGGCGGCUGCUGUUCACAUCCUGGUGUCGCAGCUCAAGUUUGUGCUGGGCCUCACUGUACCAGGAUUAAGUGGGCCCCUCUCCAUCAUAUAUACCCUGGAGAUAAUAUUCAGCCAGAUCACCUCCACUAACAUCUGCGACCUGGUGAUGUCCAUCGUGAUCAUGAUAGCAGUGUUUGUGGUGAAGGAAGUCAACGACAAGUUCAAGUCAAAACUCCCUGUGCCUAUUCCUAUUGAAGUCAUCAUGACCAUAAUUGCCUGUGGUGUCUCCUAUGGCUUCAACUUUAGUGAAAGAUUCAGCGUUGAUGUGGUGGGCCAGAUGGUAAAAGGAUAUGAGCCUCCCAUACCUCCUAAUGUUGAGGUCAUGAGUCUCAGUGUAGUGGAGGCAAUUCCCAUGGCCAUAGUGGGGUUUGCUGUGGCCUUCUCCGUAGCCAAGGUGUACGCCGUCAAACACGACUACCUCAUCGAUGGGAACCAGGAGCUGGUGGCGUUUGGGGUCAGCAACAUCUUUGGUGCCUCCUUCAGGUCGUUUGUGGCAAGCACGGCUUUAUCAAGGUCAGCAGUGCAGGAGAGCACUGGAGGAAAGACACAGGUAAACAGACACAUCGAUACAAUGUGUGUGUGUAUGUGUGUGCUUGCAUGCGUGCGUGUUUUGUGCGUGUUUUCCUAGUCUGUGCUGGGUGCCUUGGUGGUGGUGAACUUGAAGGGCAUGCUGCUACAGGUGAUGGAAGUGCCAUAUCUGUGGAAGAGGGAUCGGCCAGACUGCGUGGUGUGGGUUGUUACGUGUGUGGCCUCCAUCUUGUUGGGUCUGGACCUGGGCCUGGCUGUGGGACUCGGCAUUGAGCUCAUCACCGUCGUCUUCAGGACACAGUUUCCUCGCUGUGCUGUCCUGGCUAACAUCUCCGGCACUGACUUGUAUCGAGAUCGAAAAGACUACCACUGUAUCAUAGAACCCGAGGGAGUGGUGAUCUUUCGAAUCCCCUCUCCCAUAUUCUUUGCCAAUAUUGAGUUCUUCAGGAGCAAGCUCACAGAGGCGGUUGGCUUCAGUCCUCUGAGAGUGUUGAGGAAACGGAACAAAGCCCUGAGAAAGAUCCGGAAGCUGCUGAGAACAGGGGAACUACAGGUGACAAAGAGAGGACUUCAGCCCACUGGCUAUUCUUCAUAUGAGGACGACGAGUCUGAGGACGAGAGCAAGAUGGAGGAUCUGGACUUACCAACCGACUACUCCGACCUACCUGUACAGGUGAACUGGAACUCUCAGCUUCCCGCCAACAUCUGCGUCCCCCGAGUGGACAUCCACAGCCUCGUCCUCGACUUCUCUGCUGUGUCUUUCCUGGACAUGUCCGCCAUCAAGGGACUCAAAGCGGCAUUAAAAGAAUUCAUACGAGUGGAUGUGGAGGUCUACAUAGUGUCCUGUGAUGAGAAUAUUUUAGGUAAACUCCACAGUUGCAUGUUCUUCGAUGAGGAGAUCAGGACAUCCAUGUUUUUCCCAACCACUCACGAUGCCAUGACAUACGUGCUGAAGAAACAUCCCCAACAGACCCCACACAAGGAACAGAUGCACAUAAGACUCAGAAGGACAAAGGACUCAAGCACCAGAUUGUAGUUGACACCCCUUCCAGUGAUGACAGUUAUUACACAGAAUAAGUGUGGGCUUUGAGAAGUGGAAAAAGAGAUUGAGACGGUAUAUUAUAUAGCUACUUUACGUGUAUAUAACUAUUAGCACUUAUUUCACUUUCAAAUAUAUACUUUUCAAAAUAAAACAAAUAAACAAACAAAUAAACGAUAGUCAAAUGUGCCUGGAGCCAGUAUAAUCUGUGUGCAUAUGCACAUCUUAAUUUAAUAAUCCAUGUCAGUAUAUCUCUCAAGGGGCUUGGGUCAAGAUAUCCAUGUCAUCCAAAUGGCAUAUUUUUUAGCCAUUCUUUCAGCACAGUUUGGCUUCGGACAUACAUAUCAUAUCACCGCAACGCAUGUUGGGCAGCUGUGGCUGAAUGUCUGCUUUCUUUAAUGUAAUCACUAGAUACAUUAUGUGGCAUGGCAUAUCAAUGGUUAAACUUUCAUUUUACGCCAGAACUAUCCUUUAAUUUAGGCCUAUGCAAUAGAAUGCCAUGUUAUAAAUGCCCCAUGUCGUUUAAUUUUGAUCAAAAAACCUAUGUAACGUGUAUUGUGUAAACAAAGUGCAAUGUCAUUUCAAUGGUAGGCUAAAUGUCCCACCUUCGUCAGUCAGUGGGGCAGGAGGAUGUCGUCCCAUGGGCCUCUCUCUAAUGUAACGCAAUCUAAAUGACUCAUUAUGUAUUCUUUAUUUUUUGUACUUAAUGAAUUGUACAUGACAAAAUUCUUUGUAUAAAUACCACAAACACACGUGAAGAGAGUUGAUGUUUAUACUACAUGUUUAACCACACAACUGCUGACUCCAUUGAUCCCACCAUGAUGAGACUAGUUUUUAUUUCUCUUUUGUCAUGAUCUGGUCUGAUAUCACGUGAUAAAAGACACAAGAGAGACAACUUGUCAUUAGGAUUAUUCUUUGUUUUAUCACUGAAUGUGAAACUGUAGCAGAAACGGCAUGGCAUACAGAGAGCACAUGUCUAUCAGAAUGGAAUGUCUUGAAACUGUAACAAACCUUAUAUCAACUAAUAGUUACAGUACUUGUAAGCACUUAACGUUAAACUUUAGUCUCUUUACAAAGCAUAGGCACGUAUUCUAGAUCAAACUUUCUUGUUUUUUUUCUAAUUGCUAAAACCCUUUUUUUAGUGGAACUCCACACACUGAUGCACCAACAUCACCAAAUCAGGCAAAGCAACAAAAAUGUUUUUCACUC
Messenger RNA from Engraulis encrasicolus (European anchovy), 3429 nucleotides. RefSeq names its product solute carrier family 26 member 3 (gene slc26a3.1). The transcript is spliced from 19 exons. NCBI's taxonomy places the organism in Eukaryota, Metazoa, Chordata, Actinopteri, Clupeiformes, Engraulidae. Gene Ontology annotation, cellular component: plasma membrane. Gene Ontology annotation, molecular function: oxalate transmembrane transporter activity; secondary active sulfate transmembrane transporter activity; chloride transmembrane transporter activity. Gene Ontology annotation, biological process: transmembrane transport. The record is from RefSeq and is a predicted model, not a curated record.